Molecule: messenger RNA, 1904 nt
Organism: Aspergillus fijiensis CBS 313.89
Lineage: Eukaryota; Fungi; Ascomycota; Eurotiomycetes; Eurotiales; Aspergillaceae
Exons: 2
Coding region: 84-1538 (484 amino acids)
Source: RefSeq, a predicted model, not a curated record
GGAGUCGGUAGCAAGUGACCAGAGCCCGACGAGAAUCACGAAGGAAUACUUCAACAGCAACAAUCCCCCACCUCAGAAUAAUCAUGACAAGAUCAAGCGUGAACUCCGACCUCAUGCGUCGACCCCGAAACAUGGGGGUUCUCUCCACGCUCCUCCUGCCCUGCAUCCAGGUGCGCAAGCUGCGACGCUCGCGCCGCCAACGUGAUCACCAUACCUCGUGGUCCUGCGCGGGAAUCCCCGAGUUUGAGGAGCAGCACCAGCACCAGCAGCAACUUCAGGGAACCACCGAGAAAGAACUUCAUAACCAAGACACCGAAGGGUACACGGAGCUUUCGAGCUUCCCCGAGAAACCACAACAAGCCGCAACAACAGCAGCAACAACAACAACGCUGACGCACACGAAGUCCAUUCGCCUGGUCAGCUGUGCGGACUCGGAAUGCUCGACGCUGGGGCCGGACGAUGGUCCGAUUCUGGAGAAGGAUGACGAGGCCGGGGACCAGGAGAGGGAGGAUUUCCUGGCGGGCAAGGAGAGCGCGUCCGAGAAUGGGAAUGCGACUAUGUUGUCGUUGCUGUCGGAUGAGGAGACGGAUGUGGAACAGUCGAGUGGUGGCGGCAGUCCGCCGCUGGUGCAGAAGGUCAUUGCCAUGGAGGUGGUCCCGUCUUCACGGCCGCCAUCGCGCGCUGGCGCUGGUACUCCAAAAAGCAAAGAUGAUCUUGAUCUGGAGCUGGCGAGCCGUCGGGUCCCCCAAAUUCCAGCGGCUGAUCGACGGCCCCGGCCGGCGAGUAUGGAGGUUCACUCUUCUACCGGGGGCGCGCUGAAGCUUCCCGAGAUCAAGAGUCGGAUGAUCGACGAUAUUCCGGAGGAUGUCGAGGGGGAGAUCGUCGGCGUCAAGGUCCGGCCGUUGAGGCAGGCUGCGAGGAAGAGUGCGGUUCUGAAACCGACGGUUCAGGAAGAGGAGGAGGAGGAGGAGGAGGAGGAUGAAGAUGACAAGAAACGCUCCUCAACCUGGCGACUCAGUCAACGCAAGUCAAUGAUCGAGCUUUUCAGUCUUCUUCAAUCCACCGCAGCAGCCGUCGCCGCGGCCCCGAAGUUCUCGAACCUCAAACUACCUCUCACUCAGAGGUCGCCCUUCCGCUUCUCCACCAACGCCGUCGUCGAUGAAUCGCCCUCCUCGAAAACCAAGCUCCCCUCCCCAACACCACCCACGCCUCCCCCGAAAUCCCCCAAACAACUCCUCCAACAACGGCCCCUCCCGCAGACCCCGCAACGCAAGCCCCGACACAGCAGCUUCCAAGAGCAAAUCUCACCCCCAACGGUAACCUACCGCACCACUCCAAGCCCAAGUCCCACCAAGAAACAACGCCGAAUGGGCACCGUCCUCUUUCCUCUAACCUCCUCCUUCCGUCCCAGCGGUGGUAACAACAACAACAACAACAACAACAGCUCAGACGUGACGACGAUUCCGACAACCAACCCUCCCUCCCCUUCCCGUCGUCAGUCUCAUCUCCAAAAAAAUGCACAGACUCUUUUUUGCUAGCCACGGAGUUCGGGGUACCGGUGCAGGGGUUCGGGUUCUCUUUUGUUGGUGUCUAUGGUCUAUCUCGGGGGGGUUGGUCGCUUCUUUAUUGAGGGCUUUGUUCGGCUUCUGAGGACUUUUCUGUUACUUGUAACCCAAGUUUUCCCCCCUGUAUCACUUUUGGGUUUUCUCUUCUCUUCCAUGGUGUAUUUACUUUCUUUGAGGUGAUUGUAUCAUCUGUUUUUAUGGGGGUGUCUACUUUCUUUAGCUGUGUGUGUGUGUCGAUUAGUUCCGGGCCUGAUUGUUAGUUAUUUGUUGAUCGAGUCUGGGGUGUACCUUCUAGGGUUCUAUUUCUGUGACAGUUGCUGGGUAGGAUGACUACGUAUC